Messenger RNA from Linum tenue, 6637 nucleotides. The record is from the annotation of a GenBank genome assembly. NCBI's taxonomy places the organism in Eukaryota, Viridiplantae, Streptophyta, Magnoliopsida, Malpighiales, Linaceae.
ACACCACCUGCACGAUUUGGGACAUCGAGAAGUCCGCCGUGGAGACGCAGCUGAUUGCGCACGACAAAAAGGUGUACGACAUCGCCUCGGGGGAAGCCAAGGUCUUCUCUUCAGUCUCCGCUCAUAGGUCGGGACACCCUAAAGACCCAUGUACCCGCCACUGCCUCCGAAAGUUGAAGACGGAAAGGAAGGCGAAGAGGACGUUGGCUGUUGCAGUUAUGCCGAUGGGGAAGUACUACUGCGAUUACUGCGACAAGGAAUUCCAGGACACUCCUCUCGCUCGCAAGCGUCACCUCCAGAGCUCUUCUCACUUCCGCGCCAAAUCCCUCUGGUACAAUUCCUUCCCGACCUCUUCCUCCGCCGCCGUUGCUCCACCGUCGGGUGUCUGCAAUCGCUUCCGCAAUACGGGAUUCUGUCCGUACGGAGACUCUUGUAAGUACUUGCACUUGAACAACGACGACGCCGCCGCCGCUUCCCCCCAUAAUUCUCAUUCCCCGACUGUUACUCGUGGUCAGGGUCUCGUCGCCGGUGAUGCUAUUGCUCCUCCGUUAGCCGUAGGUGGAAGAAGCUCUUUUGCUGUGCCCAAUAGCAUGGGAGCGUGGUGGGGUAAUCUGCCUCCGUCUCUAUUGCCGCCUCCUGAGGGCGGAUAUCCGCCUCUUCCAUUUGUGGACUGGGGUUAAGUUCAUUCUUUGCAGCGCGACAUUCUUGAACUUUUGGAUGAUGCUCCACCAGUAUGUUAUCCCUUUUGGCCAUGCUACAAUAAUUUCCAGGUUGCUGGUUUGGUGCACAUUACACCGACAUUAUAACCUGCCCAUUUCUUUCUUUGUUUUCCCUGCUGCAACUAUCAAGUGCUCGGGCAGAUUCUGUGAUUAAUAUGUUGUAAUUGGAAAGCAGAGCUAUUAAUUAAUGAUGCCAGAAGGAAUGGAUUGUGUGACAAAAUCUUUGUGUGCUUAAAUACAUCUUGUUAUAUGAAAUGAAAGGGAAUAUGAGGUUUCAGGUCUUUCUUCAGUCUCCUCUGGAUCAGUUGCUUGUCGUGAUACUGAAAUUCUUCAUCAUUCUAAUGUGCCAGCAUGUCCUCCAUUUUCUACAUGUAUCUAUUAGUCUUGGUACAGACCUUUGCUAUCUGUCACUGGGGCGAUGAGUUAUGCUUUAGUACAACAAAGAGUAUGAACGCUAGACUUGCAAACAGCAGAGACAUUGCAGCCAAUAUCGACAAGUCUGUCUCCAUUCUCUCAUAACUCAAGCUUCUUAUUGAUGCUAACCUGUCCCACACGUAAGACCCAUCUGAGAAUUUGGGACAGGAGCAGCCUGUUGUGUUGCAAGCCUUUGUGUUGCAGUAGAAACUGAGAGAGGUCAUCAUGUUCAUGGCAUACUGGAAUGGGUUGCUCCAGUACAUCCACUUAUAGAACCUUAUGUCCGAGAACAAAACAACCACUCCAGAAGCCGAAACCCAAAUUGAUGUCACAAUUGACACCACAAAUGCUGCAAGAACUGGUGCUGGUGCUAGGAAAGUGAUCAUCAUCCCGAAGUAGGUCACACAAAGGGUGAAUAUGAAGAGCACUAACCAAUAUAGGAGGAAUUCCCUCAUGGAAUCAGUUGCAAUUCCUGCCAUGCCAUUUCCGAUCCCCAUAACUGCAAAUGUAGCCAUGAGAAAGUAUGGAAUCUCCCCCACUGCCCAUGAUAUUGGAUAGAAUAUUGGAAGGUACAUUCUUGCCCUUUUCUCCCGAAAGUAGACUAACCUAUCUGUUCCGAGCUGGGGAAUCACGUUGUUGGCUGAGAUAACACCUAUGAGAAUAACUUGCAUGUAUAUGUAUAGUGAACGCGACGUAGCUCCAAAGGUGUCUUUGUAUUCUACUUGAUAGUAUAAGGACCCCAUCAAUAGACCAAUCACGAUGCAGCCUGUCAGUCUACCAAACGUAUACUGCACAUUCCUCCACAAGAAUCUCUGUGUUCUCAGAAGUACCAAAAGAGCUUGUGUUGAAUAUGGAGCAGGAUAAUUUGAAGGAGCUUGUGAAGCUUCUUCCAUACCCAAUCCAAGGGCAUCCAUCACAAAGCUAAUUGGGCUUACUCUCCUGGAGUAAUGAGGGGCAUUCGGGAUGGACUUAAAAUAUCCCAGCAACGCUUGGCAGUGAUGCCCGACAGGACCAAAGUAUGCUUGAUGGCCUUCUCUUGUUAGGACGAGGGCCAUGUGAAAGGAUGACAGAACGCGUGCAUUAGGGUGUGUGAGAGAUGCAAUGAUGACCCUUCCUGAAUCUGCAACGUUAGAGAGACUAUUGAGGAUGCUCCAAAUCCCUGCACUAUCAAGGCCAGAUAUUGGGUCUUCAAGAAGAAGAAUGCUUGGAUUUGCUACCAGUUCAACUGCAAUGGUAAUCUUUUUGGCUAUUUCGUAAGUCUUCCCUGUGUUGCCACGUAGAGAACCAACAAGUUGGUUGGCAUAGGUUAUCAGAUUCAGUUGGCUGAGGACUAAUUCAACAUGAACGCGAGAAUUCAUGGAGUCUAUUGUUUUUCCUAGGCGGAGUGCGGCACUGAAUUGAAGGGAUUCCCUUACUGUAAGGAAUGGUUGGUGGGCAUCGACAUGUUCAACAUAUCCUACUAACCGGGAGAAUGUAGCACUGGCCCUUACGUCACUUGUGUGUAAGUUGCCUUUGAGUUCCCCAAUGAGAGGCACUCUACCAGCAAGGCAUUUCAACAGUGUUGUCUUGCAUGCUCUUGUCGCACCCAUUAAGGCUACCAUCUGCUGGGGUUUAACGAAGCCUGUGAUGUUGUUGAAAACUGAUACACUUUUCUUUGGUCACGUCAUUAUGCCUGAUUCAGUAACAAUGUUUUAGUCCAUAAAAAACUUAUGUAUGAGUUUCAAGAGUGCUGACCCAAAGAUUCUCGGAUAGGAGAAGUGUAAAGUGGUGUGAUGUACCUUGUGAAGGUUAGGCCUUCAAACAGAAGUGUAACUCUCUUGACAGGUAUGUCAAGCAUGUUUCCUCGUACGUCAACUCGAACUUCCUCCUUGGAUAUGUCAUUUACCUCGUCACUUACUUCUGUCCUGUAGCUAUACGAAGCAUGCAUGGAAGUACUGAUGUCAGUAGAGUUCUCACUAUGACUGGUGUCUGUCCCAUAUUCUUCUUGCUUGUCUCUGCAUAUUUGCUGAUGACUCGUGCAUUUCUUCUGAGAUGGGGCAAUGACUGGCUUAUUCCUCUGAAUUCUAUCUUCUUUAGCCCCAGCAGUGCAAAGAAAUUGACCAUGGCUAUCCAUCCCAAUAGAAUGGUAUAUGGCAGCCAGGGUCUCCCAGUAUCUCCAGAUAGUUCAUAGAAUUUCAGGUAUGCUUUUCCAACUGUCAUUCUUGGGAACUGAUCACAGUAGGGUAGAUGACCUAGGUAAUCAGAACACGGAUCUGUGUAGCCCUCGAGAAACUGAAGUCGGCAGAAUGAAAUAUUGGCCCAGUGAAUUGGGUUCACAUGGACAAGCCAUUUCCAGUAGGUUGGGAUCUUUGAUGGAUAGAUCACAAAGCCGCUGAAAAGUAGGAAGGUUGAGACUAGUAGACCUGUGGAGGAAGCAAAAUCAAAUUAACUGUGUUUGGGAAAGAUUUGAUUUUAAUGGAGAUGGGUUAAUUGGGAAUUACCUGCCAAAGCGUUCCCUACUUCUGGAAUCGAAGAUAGAGCACUCAGGAAGAAGAACAAUGAUGAUCCGAAGAAAGCUACCAAGAACAAAAGGGCUAAAUAUGUGAAGAGUGGCACUCCAUUUCCUGCCAGGGAUAGGCCAGCUUGAAAAUAGAGACAAACAGCAUAUACUAGUGCCUUCAAGUAAGGGCAAUGCAUAGAGGAAUAUAACACCAUAUGAUGAGAUCUAAUGAUAUUUGAGUGUGAAUAAAUAGUGGAAUAUAAUAUACUUCUAUGAGCGUCUGUGGGAUGCUGACUGUGCAAUGGGCAACAAUGUAUGAUGAAACUCUGAAGAACCUCAGUGCCUUGUGCUUGUAGAAUAUUGGUCUUUGGAGCAUGUAUAAGGGAAGUUGUACCAUAUUUAUGAGCAUUAUGCUCAUUGUAGUCACAAAGCCUAGAGCCCUUACUGAAUUCAUCUUUUGUUGGUCGUACUGACCCCCAAGUUUGUAGAAUAGCGACCCAGUGAAUGUUCCCAGGAUGAGUGCCUGUAAAUUUAGGGUUAAAACCAGCUCUAUUGUUUGAUAUCGGGAUUCAGGUUACAGCUCAAAUCUUGCUAUGUAUGAGAAUAGAAUUAUUUGAAAAUACUUGGACGAUGUAGGCAAACCUGAAUGAGCCUUAAUUUAAUUAAAGCAUGAAGCCUUUUUGUGAUGUUAAUUUGCCUGUUAAUGAGAGUCUUCGUGGAUUCCACCAGGUUUGAACAAAGGGCCUUUGGAACUGCUCCCACUGGAGAUUGUGCUUCUCUUCCUAGAAAAAUAAACAUAAAUUUCCUGUUGAAUUAUUGAAAAUUUAUACUCUUUUAGUACCUUUGGGAAUCAAUGUGCUAGGUAUCAUAUUUUCCUUGGUUCUUAAAUGUCAGGGAUUGCAUGUACCUCUUCUUUUUCGCGCUCAACUUGGAGACGAAUGCGGGGUCUUGUCUGCUUCAGUAUGGAGUGUACAUGUAUGGUGCGGUCUUUCUGAACCUUCUGGUGUCCAACUGAUAGAUAAAUCAUUUCUUCUUUAUUCAGUGAUAUUGCGGUUACCACAUCCCCAACUUGCACUCUUCCUGUACUCCUGAUACCCCCUGAAUGUCCUACUUUCUUAGAGAGCUUGGUAACUACCAGUUCUGCAGCAACAGGAUGAGUUACAUUGGUUAGUUUUCAGUGGAUAAAGCUUUGUACUGCUGCUGAAUCACCACAACACAUGUUUCUUUCCGUACAGUAAGGGAUGGCAUCCUGACGAGGUCCUUGGAACAGAACUUGUCCUUCACGGAGCAACAGUACUCUGUCGAACAGAUCAAACACAUCUUGUGAUAGUUGAGUCAGAGCCAUGACUGCAGAUGAUUGCUGAAUCCUGCUAACGGUUCUUAUAGUGUCGACCAGCCUGUAUGUAGCAGCCAGAUCAGACCCAGAAAUCGGCUGAUCAUAUAGCAUGACAGAAUAUGUUCCGAGAGCCAACUCAGCUGUUGUCAGCUUCUGGCGAUCACUGUCAGAGGCCUCUCCUGUAAGUUUGUGCUCUAAAUCCUUCAACCUCAAAAUCUCCAACACAUACUCCAGGAAUGGAUCUUGCCCUCCACCAGUGCAUGUGCGAAGAAUUUCCUCAUCUGAGGAGUGAAGUUUUCUGGCCGAAGACCCUGAGUGCAAUCCCUUGCGAACUCGAGUGUCUCACGAACUGUCAUGGAAAGCUUACUGGUUUGGCUGGCCGCUUAUGUAAGCAAUCAGUCUGCUGAGACAAAUCUGGGAGGCAUGCUUGUCGUUAUAUGUGACUGCUCCCUGCACAUUAACAUUCUUGGACACUAUGGCUCUCCCUGCUAGCACUUCAAGGAGAGUGCUCUUUCCACUCCCUGAAACAAAAUCUCGCAGGGGAUGCAUUUUCUAUCUUGUGGCGGAUAUCCGGCGAUGCCCCACCUGAGAACAGCGUCAUCGGUGGCCCAUUUGUCGUAGUUGGAGUGAGAGGUGUCGUGGUGCCUCCGGUUGGCAGCGUGAUCAUCACGGUGUCGCUAACUACUGAGAUAUCUUCGCUCAUGAAUGAAGGCCUUGUUGAAUUUGGUUCGGUCUGCUAAGUAGGGAGAUGUGGAAGAUGACCUCAGGAAUACUAUUUCAGCGAAUCCAACAGUCAAAUGCAAGCUAGGAAGUCGCCAAGUGGCAGCAGAAUGAAACUCUUCGAUGCAUACAGGAGGACUACCAACUGCUCUUGUUGAUUUUGUUUAUCAGAAGUUCAGAACUCAAAGUCAGAGGCAGCUAUACAUUUUUCAAGAAGAGGAAGAGCUUUUGCCGGCCAGGACGAGAAGACUUGUAAAGAAGUGGAAGGUGAAGAGUAGCAACAUGACAUCAACAGCAGCAGGCCCUUUUGGUUUGUAUGGACUAAAUCGUGAUUAGCAGGCACCAGAAAGUAAGUAAAGACUUGGAUAACCCCAUGAAGUAUACGUAACUACCUGCCGGUUGGACCGGAAAUACCGGAGACCGAACUCCUAACGGUAGGUAGUUUUAGCGGUAUAUGAAACGGCUGAACAAUGGUAUUAGUACAAAAUACUCUAUCACUAAUUUUUUUGGCAUAACUUCUGGUAUAGUUUUACAAUCACGGGCGUGUACGUUAUUACCAUUUUUGGAAGAGAUCUAUUUGGCAAUGUUAGCUAGACAGAAUCCUAGUGGCUUGAGGAAAUGAAAGGGCUUCUUUUCGUUUUUAGCUAAUGAUCCUUUGUGAUUAGAGAGACCUACGACCACCAACCCCCACGGCCGAUUACGAUGAGGAUUCUAAGUUUUCGAAGGUAGCCAGAGUACAAUGUGCGUCCAUGGCUUGACUCUGUUUGUCUCUGCUUGCCCGUCUUUGGCAGCUAUACUUGGCCUGGGCUGGCUGCUGAAUGCUGAUUCCCCUUUUCCCAAUCCUUGAGUUUGACGAAGUUGAAGGCUCCAUUUUUUCUACUAGAACUUGAGAUAGAACGAUUGAUGUAUUGAGUCUUUUACUGUGUUUGUCCAGCAUGCCCUGGUUGUACGGAUAUGUUACUAUACGCC